This is a messenger RNA of Giardia duodenalis, 2655 nucleotides long. Its product is annotated as Pyruvate, phosphate dikinase. Lineage: Eukaryota; Fornicata; Diplomonadida; Hexamitidae. The transcript has a single exon. The record is from RefSeq and is a predicted model, not a curated record. The coding region runs from base 1 to 2655 and encodes 884 amino acids. Gene Ontology annotation, biological process: phosphorylation; pyruvate metabolic process. Gene Ontology annotation, molecular function: pyruvate, phosphate dikinase activity; kinase activity; ATP binding.
AUGUCCACUAGGAGGGUGUACUUCUUCGGCGAGACGCCAGAGAACCAGCCGGCGAAUUCGGAGCUCUGCAGGAAGGUCCUUGGAGGCAAGGGGAUUUCUCUUGCAGCCAUGAUUAAGCUCGGCAUGCCGGUUCCUCUUGGGUUCACCAUCACGUGCCAGACCUGCGUAGAGUACCAGAAGACAGCCUCCUGGCCCGAGGGUUUGAAGGAGGAGGUGGCCAGUAACCUCAAGCUCCUUGAGGAAAAGAUGGGGAAGACUUUCGGGGACAACACAAACCCUCUUCUCGUCUCGGUUCGCUCUGGAGCCGCGGUCUCCAUGCCUGGCAUGAUGGACACGAUCCUCAACCUUGGUCUCAACGAUGAGUCUGUGAAGGGUCUUGCUGCAGUGACAGGUAACGCCCGCUUUGCGUACGACUCCUACCGCCGCUUCAUGCAGAUGUUCGGCGAUGUCUGCCUGGGGAUUGACCACGACAAGUUUGAGCACGCUCUUGACGCAGUCAAGACCAGGUAUGGCCGCAAGACGGAUCCUGAGCUCACAGCCGAUGAACUUGAGGAGGUGUGCGAGGCUUACAGGAAGAUCUGUGUCGCAGCCACAGGAAAGACAUUCCCACAGUGUCCGCAUGAGCAGCUGGAGCUAGCCAUCAACGCUGUUUUCAGGAGCUGGACAAACCCUCGCGCGCAGGCGUACAGAACUCUCAACAAGCUCGACCACAACAUGGGCACCGCCGUCAACGUUCAGUCGAUGGUCUUUGGAAACACAGGCGAUGACUCUGGCACCGGUGUUGGCUUCACACGCUGUCCCAAGACCGGAGAGAAGUUCAGCUAUCUCUACGGCGAAUUUCUACAGAAUGCACAGGGAGAGGACGUUGUUGCAGGAAUCCGCACCCCCGUCAACCUCAAGGAGAUGCCGACCAUCAACGCGUCCUGGAAGGCGUGCUAUGAUGAGCUUUCCUUGAUCUACGCCAAGUUGGAGGGCUAUUACAACGACAUGGUUGACCUUGAGUUCACUGUCGAGAACGGAAAGCUCUGGAUGCUUCAGGCUCGCGCCGGAAAGCGUACGGGAUUCGCGAUGGUCCGCAUCGCCAUCGACAUGUGCAAGGAGGGGAUGCUCACGGAAGAAGAGGCGCUGCUCAGGAUCGAUGCCAACAAGAUCAACGAGUUCCUCUUCAAGCGCUUUGAUCCGAGCGUCAAACCAGUCGUCCUCGGAAAGGGCAUCCCUGCUUCUCCUGGCGCUGCUGUCGGUGUAAUUUGCUUCUGUCCAAUGCGCACGUGUGAGCUCGCCGAGCAAGGUAAAAAGGUUAUCCUCACCCGUAUUGAGACAUCCCCAGAGGACAUCCUUGGAAUGGACCGCGCAGUCGGCAUUCUCACUGCGCGCGGUGGCCAGACAUCUCAUGCCGCCGUUGUGGCGCGUGGCAUGGGCAAGUGCUGCGUUGCGGGGGCUGAUUGCUGCCAGAUCAACUAUGCCACCAAGACGUUGGUGAUUGGGGACAGGAAAUUCAAGGAGGGCGACUUCAUCUCCAUCAAUGGAACGACUGGUGAGAUUUACAAUGGCGCCGUUCAGACCAUUGAACCAGGCAUUACUGACGACCUCCAGACGAUCAUGGACUGGUCUGACAAGUAUCGUGUUCUGAAAAUCCGCACCAACGCGGACACGCCCCACGACGCUGCUGUGGCCCGUAAGUUUGGCGCAGAGGGCAUCGGGCUUUGCAGGACAGAGCACAUGUUCUUCGCGGCCGACCGCAUCAUGGCAAUGCGCGAGAUGAUCUUGUCUGAUGACGAGGGCGCGCGAAGAACAGCCCUGAACAAGCUCUUGCCAUUCCAGCGCGAAGAUUUCAUAGGCAUUUUCAAGGCCAUGGACGGCAAGGGCGUUAAUAUCCGUUUGCUGGAUCCUCCUCUCCACGAGUUUCUGCCACACACCAGAGACCUCCAGAAGAAGCUGGCUGAGGACAUGAACAAGAAGCACCGCCACAUCCACGAGAGGGUGGAGGAUCUUCAUGAGGUGAACCCCAUGCUUGGGUUCCGCGGCGUCCGGCUUGGCAUUGUGUACCCAGAGAUCUCAGAGAUGCAGGUCCGCGCCAUUCUUGAGGCCGCGUGCAUAGUCUCGCGUGAGGGCGUCACUGUUAAACCAGAGAUCAUGAUCCCUGUUCUUUUCUCUGAAAACGAGAUGGAGAUCAUGCAUGCUCUUGUUAAUAGGGUGGCAGCUAGCGUUUUCAAGGAGCACGGCACGACUGUUGACUAUGAGGUGGGGACCAUGAUAGAGUUGCCGCGCGCCUGUGUCAUGGCUGACAAGAUUGCUCAGACAGCUCAGUACUUCUCGUUUGGAACCAACGAUCUUACACAGACGACAUUCGGUAUCUCCCGUGACGAUGCUGGAAAGUUCAUCCCCAAGUAUAUCGACAGGGGGAUCUUCAAGGUUGAUCCGUUUGUCACCCUCGACCAGCAGGGUGUGGGUGCUCUGAUGAAGAUGGCUAUCGAGGGCGGCCGCAGUACGCGCACUGACAUGAAGAUAGGCAUUUGCGGCGAGCAGACGGAUCCCGCGUCCAUCCUGUUCCUGCACAAGAUUGGCCUGAACUAUGUCUCCUGCUCCCCGUACAGAGUUCCCGUGGCUCGUGUGGCCGCUGCCAUCGCAGCUAUCAAGGCUCGCACUAACCAGUGA